This is a messenger RNA of Misgurnus anguillicaudatus (oriental weatherfish), 789 nucleotides long. Lineage: Eukaryota; Metazoa; Chordata; Actinopteri; Cypriniformes; Cobitidae. The record is from RefSeq and is a predicted model, not a curated record.
AUGGUAUUCGACAAUAUCAACAGGGUCAGCAUUACUACAAUAAGUCGCAUCCUACAGAAACAUAACUUCAGAAUGAAGCAGCUGUACAGGGUGCCAUUUGAGAGGAACUGUGUCAGGGUCAAGGAUCUGCGCCAUGAUUAUGUGCAGACAGUUCUGGAUUUUGAUGCCGCCGAACAGCCACAUGAGUUCAUCUAUGUGGAUGAGGCAGGCUUUAAUCUGGCCAAAACCAGGCGUCGAGGCCGUAACAUAGUUGGACAAAGGGCUAUUGUAAAUGUCCCUGGGCAACGUGGGGGAAAUAUCACCUUGUGUGCUGCAAUUAGUGUCCAAGGAGUCCUGCAUCAUCAUGCCACUCUAGGUCCCUACAAUACAGGACAGAUCAUUGCAUUUCUAGAUGCACUACAUGCAGUUGUGCAGGACAGACCACAGCAGCCCAGGUUUGUUGUUAUCUGGGAUAAUGUUAGUUUCCACCGGGCUGCUCUGGUCCAAGAUUGGUUCACCAACCAUAACAAUUUCACACUUUUAUACCUGCCGCCUUACAGCCCCUUUCUAAAUGCAAUCGAGGAAUUCUUUUCAGCAUGGCGGUGGAAAGUCUAUGAUCGGCAACCACACGCCCGCAUGCCUCUUCUGCAAGCAAUGGAAGAGGCAUGUGGUGACAUUGAGGUGGGAUCCAUCCAAGGGGGGAUUAGGCACACAAGACGAUAUUUUCCCCGAUGCCUAGCCCGCGAGGACAUCGCCUGUGAUGUCGACGAGGUCUUGUGGCCAGAUCCGAACAGAAGGAGGGAUCCAUAA